Glycine soja is the source of this 955-nucleotide messenger RNA. RefSeq names its product transcription factor MYB25-like. The record is from RefSeq and is a predicted model, not a curated record. Bases 62 to 805 code for a protein of 247 amino acids. Gene Ontology annotation, biological process: regulation of DNA-templated transcription. The transcript has a single exon. NCBI's taxonomy places the organism in Eukaryota, Viridiplantae, Streptophyta, Magnoliopsida, Fabales, Fabaceae. Gene Ontology annotation, molecular function: RNA polymerase II cis-regulatory region sequence-specific DNA binding; DNA-binding transcription factor activity, RNA polymerase II-specific. Gene Ontology annotation, cellular component: nucleus.
ACAAUAAAUUACAUAAUCCCUCACCCCAGUUUCCUAGAAACUCCCUUCAACUCGUGCAUGCAUGAACCUUACCCAUUUCCCUCUCCAUAUAUAUAACUUCCCCGACAACCAUCACUCUUCUAAGUGUCACACUCUAAAACACAAACAAACCCCAAAAAAAGAAAAGAUGAAAGCAAUGAAACGCUGCUCUUCAUCAUCUUCCUCUUCUUAUUCUUCUGCUUCUGAGUCCACCCCACAAAGCAAUCAAAAUAAAAAUAGUAAUAACUUUUGCUACAAAAUAAAAGGCCCAUGGAGUGCCAAGGAGGAUCGGAUUCUGACCGGCCUCGUGGAGGCCCAUGGCCCGAGAAACUGGGCCUCGAUAAGCCGUCACAUUAAGGGUCGGUCCGGGAAGUCCUGCCGGCUUCGGUGGUGUAACCAACUGAGUCCAACGGUGGAGCACCGACCCUUCUCCACGCGCGAGGACGAGGUUAUAUUACACGCGCACGCGCGGUUCGGGAACAAGUGGGCCACCAUCGCGAGAAUGCUACCGGGCCGAACCGACAAUGCCGUCAAGAACCACUGGAACGCCACGCUCAAGCGGCGUCGUUUUGGUGCUGACGUGGUGGUGGAGGAUGAUCCGUUGACCGCGUUGACUCUGGCGCCGCCCGGGAGUGGUUGUUGUGGCCGUGGAGAGGAGCGGCGGGGAGUUUCGCCGGCGGGGUUUUGGGAUGCGAUGCGGGACGUGGUGGCGAGGGAAGUGAGAGGGUACGUGUCUUCCUCGUUUUCUGACAACUUGGCCUCUAAUGAGGGAUUAUCCAAAUAUUAAUGUUUUUUUUUUCAUGAUUUAUUAAGGGAAUUUAUGUGGUUUAGUUAUUAUUGGACUUCAGGACCCAUAAGGGGAACAGUUCAGUGUAAAAUUUGUAUUAUUGAUUAAUUAAAAAUCAAUUUAAAUAUCAUACUACUAUUUCAUAUGUAA